Messenger RNA from Rhincodon typus (whale shark), 931 nucleotides. Its product is annotated as rho family-interacting cell polarization regulator 2-like. Bases 272 to 916 code for a protein of 214 amino acids. The record is from RefSeq and is a predicted model, not a curated record. NCBI's taxonomy places the organism in Eukaryota, Metazoa, Chordata, Chondrichthyes, Orectolobiformes, Rhincodontidae. The transcript has 9 exons.
AACUGGUGGCUCCGGCUCGCCAGUGGAGAGAGAGAGGGAGGGAGCAAAAGAAAAGGGAGAACGGAGGAAGCAGACCUGUGUGCAGUGAGUCGGGGACUUCUGGCUCGCUCUCCCCUUUUCCUGUGUGAACUGGGACAUGUUACCAACCCGAAUGUGUCCUGCUUUAAGCUGCUGUCUGAACGCAAGAAACGCCGCAAGCCUUUAGAUUUAACGGUGGCAGCUGGACUCCCCUACAUUGCAGCCAUGACUUGCAGCCAGGAUACCGUUCAUAAUGUCACUGUCCAUGCGGCCUGUGCGCCGCAUUUUGUUUACUGGAAUUACUAGGAGUCAUUCUUUUGCUGGAGUCAAUUCACCACAAGACAAAGCAUUCAGGAAGCUAAAAGUGUUCAGCACCCCAACAACGCACCGGAAAACUGCCUCUCGAGCUGGCAAAAUGUUCAACAUUUCUCAUAAAUCGCUCCCACCCAAGAACCCCCAGCCUGAACGGUUGGAUGAGGUUUAUGAAGCUUUAAAAAAGGGCCUAAAUGCAUACUUGCAAGUUCAUCAGCUGGAGCUCGACAACUUAACAGCUCAACUCAAAGAUAUGAAAAGAAAUUCCAGAUUGGGAUUUCUAUAUGAUCUUGAUAAGCAAAUCAAGUCAAUUGAAAGGUUUAUCCGCAGACUGGAGUUUCAUGUUAGUAAGAUUGAUGAGCUGUAUGAAUCUUACUGCAUCCAGCGAAGAUUACGGGAUGGUGCAAACAACAUGGUGCGCGCAUAUACUGUGUCUCAAACCAGCAAAGAAGCAAGGGAGAGCUUGGCUGAAGCUAACAAGGGCUACAAAGAAUACACAGAGAGUAUGUGCACAAUGGAAAGUGAGCUUGAGAACCAGUUAGGAGAAUUCCAUGUGAAAAUGAAAGCAAGAAGAGGGUGGGCAUAAUUCACCAAAAAGGGA